This is a messenger RNA of Adineta steineri, 876 nucleotides long. The record is from the annotation of a GenBank genome assembly. Lineage: Eukaryota; Metazoa; Rotifera; Eurotatoria; Adinetida; Adinetidae.
AUGUCGUUGAUUGCAUCUGGUGGUGGUUCAUUUUCAAAUAUGAAUUCUUCUUUCCCUCAACCAACAAAUCCUACAUCUAAUGAUAUAUCUCUUCCAAGUUAUGAUACAAACGAUCCGCGAGUAAUACUUAAAACAUUAAUUCGUUUUAUAAUGCGUGCAUUCUAUGAAGUUCCAAAAUCUCUUGUCAUUGAAUAUAUUUAUCAUUACGAACGAAUAAAACAGCAAGAUCUAGCUGAUCUUUUAUGUUUAGAUCCUAAAUUAAUUCGUUCAUUUAUUCAAGAAUUUAAACGUGAUAAAUUUAUUAUAGAAGAUCAUUGUCCUGAAUCUAAUGAUGAUACAACCAGUCGAGGUAUUCAAGAUCAAUAUUAUUAUAAAAUUGAUACAGCAACAUUUAUUAAUGUUGUUCGAUAUCGUUUAAUACAUAUGCAAAUGCAUGUAGAAAAUCUUGAACGAGAACAAACAAAUAAGCAAUUAAAUUAUAAAUGUGAAAAAUGUGCAAAAGAAUAUACAGAUUUAGAUAUUGGAAAAUUAUAUGAUUUAACACAAGAUACAUUAAUAUGUUUAAGAUGUGGUGGUGUUGUACAUGAAGAUUUUGAAACAAAUCGACAAACAGUUAAUGUAAGAUUAUUUAAUGAACAAAUGAAACCAAUAUAUACAAUACUUAAACAAACUGAUGAAAUUAUGGAAAAUUCUUCCGAUCAAAAUUUUUUUCAACAAAAUAGAAAUUCUUCUUUAACAUCAUCAAAUUAUUCUGCUAAUAAUGAAGGAACAUCAGCUACUACUCAUCGUUCGCAUGCAUCCAAUAUAUUUGAUCGUACAACUGCAAUUAGUCAUGAAAUACAAAUUGUUAUUGAAAAAGAUGAUGAUCAUCGGUAA